This is a messenger RNA of Oldenlandia corymbosa var. corymbosa, 1092 nucleotides long. The record is from the annotation of a GenBank genome assembly. NCBI's taxonomy places the organism in Eukaryota, Viridiplantae, Streptophyta, Magnoliopsida, Gentianales, Rubiaceae.
AUGUCAAUCUGGAAGAAGUACAUGAAGGCAGAUCAGAAAGAAAUGAAGUCACUUGAACUCAUAUUCAUUGAUGCUCAGGGUGGAAAAAUUCAGGCUACCAUCCCUAAAAGCUUUAUGGACACUUUUAUCAAGUACUUCAAAGAAGGCUGUGUUCUGCAAAUAGCAUGUUUUGAUCAUGCUUUGAACAUUGUUGGUGGUUACCGUUGUUCAAAACACGAAUACAAAAUCGUGUUUGAACCUAACACCAUUGUAGAUAUUGUGGAUGCUGUUGUUGAUUUGGAUAUUCCUAACCAUGUGUUUAAAUUCACUCCUUUCGCUGAGAUUUCAAAUUUCAUUGCGAAUUUUGAUUUCUGUUUUGAUGUUAUUGGACAUGUUAUUGGUGUUAGUGAGCCGAUCAUUGAUGGGGAGAAGAAGAGGAUAUUUGUGGACCUGGAGGAUGAAAGGUUGAAGAUCACCCUGUGGAAUGGAAAUGUUGAUGUCAUAUCAGCAAUGAUGGCUGAUCAUCCAGUAAUGCCGGUAGUGCUUAUUGUGCAAUAUGUGAAGUGCAAGAAGUGGAAUUGCUCAAAAGCAAUUGUUGUUGAUGGAUCAGGCAGUGGUAUAGUAACCUUUUGGGACAGACAAGUUUACAAUUUAAUUAACAAGACUGCAUCUGAACUCCUUGAAGAGGAACCAGGAGUCUAUUACCCAAAUAAGUUAGAUGAGCUUAAAGGAAAAAAGUGUUUGUUCAAGCUUGAUGUUUCACAUUUUAAUAUAAGGAACAGGGACAGUGAAAUGUCAAUUACUAGGGUUACUACUGAUGCUGCGAUUAUAAAGCAGUACCUACAUGUAUCUGAAGAUCUGGAAACAGAUGCAGAAACCAGUAUUGAAUUUGGGCUCAAUAUGACCCAAACAGAUGACAGUACUGCAAAGGAGAUCCGUCAAAAUGAAACAUAUACUGCUGUAUCAUGUACUGGGGAUGUUAAUAUCCAGAAUGCUGAUGAUGGAACUCCUCUGGAAGAUACUGAUGAUAGCCCCCCACCAAAGAAGACUAAAUCUACUCAGGACCCUGAGAGUGUCAAAUCCCACCAGAACAAGUGUGUCAGGAAAAUCUGA